Molecule: messenger RNA, 2589 nt
Organism: Cuscuta epithymum
Lineage: Eukaryota; Viridiplantae; Streptophyta; Magnoliopsida; Solanales; Convolvulaceae
Source: the annotation of a GenBank genome assembly
AAUAUCGGGUAUAGCUAUAAGUUACGGGACUAAAUCAACAAAUUUCUCUGAUGGAUAUAAAAAAAUGUUUAAUGAGUACAAAUACUUUUUUGACGAAGAUAAUACUCCAAAAUAACCGGUGUGCCCGACACGGAGUGCUCUGAACAUUAAAGAAAGUACAAAUCUAUGCUAUAUGUGCGGAUCCGGAGCCUCUACCUUACUUUAGAGUAAGGUAGAGUGCCUUGCUUCCUCCCGGUCGUCCGAUCGACAAUUCAACGGUCGGAGAUCUUGGGCUCCACUUUUUCGCCGAUCUCGAGGUCGUGUUGGCCGCUCCCCUCCCGUCCGAUGCGCAAGGCACCCUCCUAGUCGGGUAGAGGAUCCCAAUCCCUAUAUGUGCCGCCAGUUCGCCCGUAUAGAGAGUGUACAAGGGCACAUCGCCGAUUAACUUCCGACUUCUAAUGACUCGUCAUUCUCGCCGAAGUAAACCGGCAGCAGAUCUAAUAAGUCAACUGCCAGCAGACGUAAAGGACCUAAUUUUGACGUUCUUGCCCACUCGAGACGCCGCCAGAACCGCUCUUCUCUCAACCAAUUGGAUGAAUGUUUGGUAUAAUCACGGGCACCUUGUGUUUGAUUCAGACUUCUUCCGAUUGUUCAGAUUAACCCAUCAUCGCCUUGAUUGCAUCAAGACAAUAAAUAAUGUUCUCAUGCUCCGAGCCGGCCAAGUUCACAAAUUUGAGCUUCACAUUAACCAUAGGGAUGAUCCUACCCCGGAGCAGUCUGAUCUGUACCGGUGGUGUCUUUUCUUGUCAAGGAAGGGAAUUGUGGAGCUUGAGCUCUCCAUUUCAUAUCCCCGUCGGAGAUAUACUUUGCCCAAUUGUAUACUCUCUUGCCCGACAAUAAAUCUUCUCCUUCUCCGCGGGUUCGUUCUUGAUUGCCCCGUUGAACCCCGCAUUGUGUUACCCAGUGUCCAGUUAUUAGUUUUGGAAGAUGUAGAGUUUAAGCCGAAUGUUAGUGGAAUUGCCACCAGUUUUCCUAAUCUUAAGGAGCUGGUUUUAUUUCCUUGUGAUGGGAUCAGUAAUUUUGUGUUUAAUGCUCCAAAGCUUACAGGCUUGGGUGCAAUUGUUUCUCCCUAUGUGACUGAUGAAUGGGGAUGUUUUGCUCUUCAUCAGACACAAAUUCAGACUCUUUUAUUGUCUACGGAUCCUCUUUGGGUGAGUCUGAUAAUUUAUUGUCACUACAUUUUCAUUGAAUUGACAGAAACAACAAAAGAUGAGUCUUUGUCACGGUUGGUAUAUUGUGUGGAUGACACUUUUGGUACCAUUUUUUUUCUUUCACUUUUUCACUUUAGUUCUCCUACAUUUGUGGUCGUAACACUUUUGGCCCUAGUGAAAGAUGAGUAGCAAAAUGUCAGCAUCAUUAAAUUUUAGAAAAUAAAGAAGGCAGCAUAGUUGUUAUGUUGUAAUAGUCAAAAGACUAAGUGGAGGCUUAUGAAAGUUUGUAUUAAAAGUGUCAUUCCCACGUUCAGGGAUUAAAAGUUGCCAUACUCAAUAAUCAGACUAGUACCUAUCAUAUAACAAUACAGUAGUUUCUCGUAGAAGCAAAGAUGUUUUGUGGUUUCCUUUAUCUGUUCAAUUCUUUUGAGGCUAACUUUUGUUGUUUACAUUUUUCUAAAGCUUAAAUCUGAUGCCAUAACCUCGCCGGUUUUCCCAGUUGCUCCAAGUUUAGAAAUAAUUAAAGUGCGGGGAAUCAACUUUGCUUGCAAGAAGGACACUAACCUGGCUAUCCAAUUUCUUCAAAAAUGCCCAAAGCUAAUGGAUCUGAGAAUAGAUGGUGCAUCUCCCUACGUGCAUUUGACAAGUUCAGAAGAUGUAAUUCCAAGCGUUUUGGAAGAUUCUAUAAAUGGUGGCUUUAUAAUUGAUAAGGAUCUGGUCAUGCUUAAAACAGUGAUGAUCCAACCAUUUCACGGUUUCAAACAGGAAAUGCACUAUGUUAGAACAAUCCUUUUAAAAUCCCCAGUCCUAGAGGAACUUGUGAUUAUGGGUUCAUGUAAUGUCAAUGCCUCCAUGUCUCUCAUGAUCACAAGGGAGUUGAUGAGUUUCCCUCGUGCUUCUCCAAAAGCGCGUAUUGUCUUCAUGGAGUACCAGGAUUGCUGGGAUUGCUGGUUUUCCUGAGUUAUUGGAAUUUGCUGCACUAUGCUAAGUGCAUGUCCUAAAAGUACAAUCUCUAGCUCAACAGGUUGGCUGUCAUGAGGUUUUCAAAGUGUUUCCAUGUAUUAUGAGAAUGUUGCCUCUAACUUGCUUUGUAGUUGAUUGUGUUUUUUCCCUUGUAGUUCUACCAUUGUAAAGUUUUUCACUUUUAGUCCUCUGACUUAUGUCACUGUUGUGAUUUUGACAUUUUUUUCAAUCGUCCUUCAGUUUUGCUAUAAUAAUUGAAGGAUCGACAUUGUAACAUUAGUUGGAGCACUAAAAGUGUCUGGCUCAAUACCAGUCGUGCAAUUGAAACAUAGUUAGAAUAGAAGUGGAAGAAACAUGUAAUUACUUCAUUUGUCUGGAAGUUUGUUUAAAGAAAAUUUACAGUGGAGAUUUUAUUACAGAGUAUUAUUUAUUCUCA